UCGCAGAGAGCGAGCGGGAACCCUAAUUUUCACUGUUUUUCAAAAUUACCUCACAGAUCUUAUCAUAUGUUUCCAAUAUUUACCUCUUACUAGAUUAUCAAUUUGAUCUCUAACUCAGAGAUGGAGGAUUAUCAUAAUAUGAAAAGGAAAGAACUUCAAGCUUUAUGCAAGAAACAUAAUAUUCCUGCAGGUUCUGCCAAUUCUGUACUGGCUGAUAAGCUUUCCCAACUUCUCAAUGUUCAGGAAAAGCAGAAACCAAUAACACGGCAACGGGCUUGUUUGAAGAGUCGGGUUGAAACAACAGAUGAGGGUGAAGCUGAAGCGUCGAAAAGGGAAGCCAAGAAAGUUAAAUUUUGUCCAACUAAUGACAUAUUUGAAUAUGGACUCACUUCUGUCAAGAAACAACAAGGUGUAGUUAGGAAGACUGGGGCUCGGAGGAAAUCUGUGGCAAAACAGGUGGGAAAUCCAGUUGUUAAUAAUGACAUAGAGUUAGUUGAAGAUGCUGUACAAAUUCCUGUAAAGCUUACGAGGUCGAGGGUUCAUAUUUUGGAGAAGGAUGAUGUCCUUCCAAAUGUUGGAAGGAGGCAAGGUAGAAGUGCGGCAAAAUAUGUUAUUAAGGAAAAGGAUGAAAAUGAAGAACUGAAAGCUAAUCUUGGUAAACCUACGAGAUCCAAGGUGCACGUUUCGGGAAAUUGCGGUGCUGUUCAACUUGAUGAAGACAAGCAAAGCAAAAGGCCAGUUAAAGGUGAUGCAAAGGCAAGUAAAUCAGUUAAGAAACCUGUUGUUAUUCGUGCUAGAGUUACAAGGUCUAAGGCACAAUCUUUAGGGGAUGCUGAUAUUGACCCUGAUAUGAAGUCGCAAGAUAAGAAAAAGAGUGGCAGGCAAGUAGCAAAAGCUGUGCAACUUGCUGAGCCUGCUAAGGAGGUUGUGGAUAUCCCAGUUAGAAUUACAAGGACUAGAGGACAAACAGUAAAAGAAGAUAUUGGAAACACUGUUGCUAAACCGCAAGAUGGAAAGAAAAGAACUAGAAAGGAAAUGAAGGCCACUGAUCAGAGUAGUAACUCGAGCAGUGUUACUCUAGAAGAUAAUCAAGAACAUCCCAAGAGAAAAUCGUUGAGGACCAGAGAGGCGAAGGUUGAGGAUGCAGAUGAAGUCGACAAAGUUCAAAUGGUUGAUAACAGGCGAGUUACACGGUCUAGAGUUACAAGGAGUAGCAUAAGCAAGACCGAGAACAAAGUUGAGGCUCAAAGAAAGUCUAAGAGGGGUCAACAGCUUGACGAACCGUUGGAGCAUGCAGUUAAGAAGAAUGCAAAGAGGAGAGGGUCCGCCACGCAACCUGUGAAAAUUGAAGAGGUCCCUCAUCCUGAAGAACCUGUGGACGCUCCAGCUGGAAGGGUCACUAGGCGAGAAUCUAUUGUGCAAAAAGCUCAGGGUAAGGGAAUUGACCCUGAAAAAACCGAAGUGGUCCAUCAUGAAAAACAUUUGAGCGGUACAGCUGCAAGGGUCACUAGGCGAAAAUCUCCAACGCAAGAAGCUCAGAGUAAGGUAACUGGCAAACCCUCGUUUGGAAAACGUCAACCUGUAAAAGAAACUGAGAUUCCCGAUUCACCUAAAUCUGUUGGGAGAAACGAGUCGAGAAGGCAAUGUGGUAGUUUGUCCGUGAUCAGCGAAGGUUUAAAAGAUAAAGAAAUUGUUAUCAGGUCAGGAAAUGAUGCUUCUGAUGAUAAAAUGAAAGCAGUAGCUUUUUCUACCAUUAGUCCGAAAUCUAAAAAACGAAGAGGAACUCUUAUUAUUGAUGGCGGGCCUGUUGAGCCCGAGUAUGUUUCUCCUGUUGAAUUUUCAACACGCUCUAUGCGUAGUGCAAGUAAGAGUGAAGGAAAGGCAGUUGCACAUUCACUUCAAAACUCCCCAAAGAACCAGCUGCAGAGUGGAUCAAAGACACGCUCACCCGGUGGUGCCAUAGGUAGAGAUGGUAGUUCUAAAAAAAGAGCAAAGUUGAGUUUAAUGAAGCCAAGUGAAUCAGAGGACCAUGGUGAAAAGUCAAACAUAGAGAAAACACCUAUCUCAAAGCCGGUGACUUCUGAACUUGGUGAAAGAGUUACCAAGAGUGAGCAUACACAUGUGAUUGAUGGAUCUCAUAGGAGGUUCACACGUAGUGCAGUUGGAAGUAACAGAAAGGAGCCAAGGCAGACAGCCAUUAAACAACAGCCCAUUGGAGAUUUGUCCUCGGAUAAAACUCCAAAAUUCAGACACGAUUCAGCUGUCAAAACAGCUCCGGGAAGAGUUACGCGUAGUGGAAUUAAACGUGCUGGAACUGUAGCAAUCAGUCUUUCUGAAAGGGUUGCUAAAAAGAAGCAGCAGCGAGAAUCAGCUCACCAGAGAAAACCUUAUGUUGGAGAACCCGGGCACAUUCCAGAUGUUGUGAUCAUAGGAGCACAAUCUGAAAUGCCUAAAGAAGUGACGGAUCAGAUAUUGGGACACGCGGGUAAUAUUUCUGCUUCAGAGUAUGCGAGGUUGUCAGCUGAAGUUGCUAAGGAAAGUAAGAGUGAGACUGCCAUUACUAUGGAAAGCUUAAGCUCUUUAUUUGAUGAGCAACCUUCAGGGGUUGAAUCACCCAGUAAUUUUGAAGUUGAAACUCUACCAGGGGCUCAUUCUAAUGUUAAAACUUCAUUAGAAGCUACGCCUGAUGCAAUUUCAGAUGGGUGUAAUGUGCAGAAUCAGAUGGCUUUGGAUGCUGCUAAAUCUGUUUUGAAAUCUGGUAGACCAGAGACCUAUGACAAGGAAUUGGUAAAUUUAGGAUCCACAUCAAAAGACUUGCAAAGUGGUGUGGGGGCUGAGGAACCUGUGAUUUCUGUAGACGUGACUGUUGGAAUGGAAGAGUCUGACCGUUUUGGAGAUGACAACUGUACAUAUGAUUCUGCUUCUUACAGUCAGGCAUUUAAACAACCAGGCAUAAUGAGCAAGCCAGAAGGCGAAGAGGAGACUGAAAAAGCCGAAGAAGGCAAGAGGGGAAGUGCCCAGAAGCCAGUGAUGCAGGAGCCUGUUUCUGAGGAUAAUAGCAUGCAUGGUAACAUUGAGAAACUUCACAAUUGUGACAUGGCCAAUAGAGAGGUUUCCCAUGGAGAACUAGAUCGUGAAAUGAACAAAGAUGACACUGUGGUGCAAUUGACUGCCGGUGAUGAGCUUGUGGGUCUCUCUAUGGAGGAAGAUGAUACUAAAGAUGACAUAGUUACUGCUCAUGAUAGUUUAGUGAAACAAAAUGUGCUGUUAAUGGGCAAAGAUACCAGUUUUGGUCUUGACAUGGACGGGCAUGGCGUUGCAUACGAUCGUGUUGAUACAGUGAAAGAACCAACGCAGGGACCUGAAUUAGAGACAGUGCCAUUAAUUAUUGAUGUUUGUGAGAUACCUAUAUUAGGUAAUAUGCUAUCUCAUGGUGAGGAUCAUGUUCCGAGCAGUGUGGAACGUGAAGAUGAGGCUGAUAAAGCUAAUAGCGAGCAUGAGUCUAACCCAAAGCCGUUAACUGACGAUAAAGUAUUGGGCAUAGAUGAUGAAUAUAAUGUAAGUAGGCUGUCUAAACCUCUGACAGAUCCGUCUUCUGCUCACGACAUACACAAGACUCCUUUAUCUGGCAAAGAUAGUAGUAUUGGUCUUCCCACAGAGAGAUGUGGUGUGGAAUAUAAUUUAAUUGAUGCUGGGAAGGAACCUGCACCAGAACCUGAAUUUGAGGUAGCACCAUCAACUGCUAAUGAUGUUCACAAGAUGUCUAGUUUGGGCAAACCUGAUGGGGUAGAUGGUGGUGUUAAUGCUACCAGAGAAUCUGAUGGUGAGGACCUAGUUUUAUGCUGUGAGGGCGAGGGAGAUGAUGCUGAUAACACCUUUAAGGAAAAUGAGCCUAACUCAAAGCUUAUACAUGAUGGUGUAUCUGACACUUCGGUCUUAGGCAAAGAUGACUAUGAUAGCAUAACUAGGCUAUUUGAACCUACUUUAGAUCCAUCUUCUGCCAAUGACAUAGUUGAGAUUCCCAUCUCUGGUGAUGAUAAUUGUUCUGAUAUUGCCAUAGAAAGAAGUGGUGUUGCAGAUACCGGGAAUGAACAUGCACUGGAUCACGAGUUUGAGCUAGCACCAUCUGCUGGUAAUGAUGUUCAGGAGAUGCUCAGUUUGGGUGAGUCGGAGAGUGCUAAUGCUUCCAUGGAGCGUGAGACUGAUUCAGUGCCAUCAACUGGCGGUAAAAUGCCAGCUGAUGGUGAGCCCCUUGUGUUGAGCGGUGGGGGUGGUGAAGGUCAAGCAUAUAAUACUAAAAAGGAACAUGAGUUGAAGCUAAAGCAGUUUACUGAUGAUGUAUCUGAUACAUCUGUGUUAGGCAAAGGUGAUGAUUACAACAUAACUAGGUUACGUGAAACUACCCCAGACCCAUCCACUAAUGACAGAGUUGACACUCCUUUCUCUGUCAAUGAUAUUUUUGGCGAGUCUGAUAAUCCUAUUUAUGACCAUGAUGUUGAAGAUGGUGUUAAUAAUGGGCGUAAGGAGCUUGAAAGUGGUUUGGAUUCAUCAGUGACCAGCUAUUCUCCUAAUGUGCCUGUCUUAGGCAAUAAUUCUUACAGAAAUGGACAAGAUGGAGAAUCUGAACAUGAACAUGAACAAUUAAUAAGAAUUGAUAUGUGUGCCAUAGAUGAGCAGUGUAUUGGAGGUGUAGGCUCAGAGCCUGAUCAGAAUGAAAGUACAACUGAAGAUGUAAUCAGGUCUACUAUUGAAGAUGAUGCUCAUGAAGAGUCAUCACAAGACAUUGAUAAGGAUGAUAUGUCUGAUUAUUUUGGUCAUAUUUAUGGAAUUGAAAAUGCUGUGGAAGUGAUGGACACCGAAAAUGACAAUUGGAAUGAGCAGAAAGUUACAAGGACAUCCGCACCUGAUGAAAGUGCAUAUUUAAAGGGGGGUGAUAGUAUCUCCACUGGUAUGAACACUGCACAGCUAUCAGAAGAGACUGAACAGAAAAUCGAGAGUGAGCAUGCGCUAAGUGAUAAGAAAGAACAGCCGGGGACAGCAAUUGAAAAUGCUGUAGAGAUGUCGAACUCCCAACUUGUGGGUGAUUUAAAAGCUCAGGAAACUCCAACCAGAGGAGAGAAAAAAUUUCAAAAGGAAAAUAUGGAGGAUUGGGGGAACUAUAGUUCCAGAGUGGAUGGAUUUCAGAGUUUAGUUUUAGCAAAUAAGAAGGAUAAUCUACUGGCUAAAAGCAUAAAAGAUAACCAAGUUUCCGAUCUUGAAAGUUCUGCUAGAGCAGGUUCUUUAAUACAAGAAAGCUCUAGUCUUGCAGCUGACAUGGUCAAUUCAGUUAAUAAGUUGGAAUAUAGCUCCAAAAAUGUGACUGAUGGAGAAUCCGAUCAAGCUGUGGAUUUGCUGAAAGGAGAUGCAAAUAUGCCUGAGGAAGAUUUAUACUGGUCUGAUCUGUCUUUAAAGUCGUUAUUUGCCACACCCGCCGCCACUCAAAAUGAUUUUAAGGGUGAAAAUACACGAGGCACUGCAACUGGUGAAGAAAAUGAACUAUGUGGAGUUCCAAGUUUUGAACAUUUUCCUAAUAAGUAUUUUGAGAAUGAAGUAGAUGGUUCAAUUGACUGGUUGGGGAAGAACAAGCAUCUUGAGUUAAAGGGUGACCAAUAUGAUUUGUCAAGUGAAGCAGCAAGCACCAGUAACCACCAUGAGUCUUCUGUUCUGAACGUUAGCUCAAUGCGUAGCGGAGUUUUUGGGGAAAAAGCCUCUCAUCUAAAAGGGUCAAAAACGGGUGACAAUUUAGCUUUAGAUAAAGGGACGUGAGAAAUUUGAGUGUGGGCUUUCUAGAGAAUCCAAUAUUCUAGCCAGUUAUGUGAAGGAAUGAUGGGUGAGCAGAUAGUAAGGGUCUUCAAGCACGUUUUUUUCUGCUGCAGAAUAGAUAGGGAUUUACGGCAUAUCAAACCGCGGUUGUAUAUAUGACUAGUCAAACUAGCUCUGUAAUUAGUUGUAAUAUCACAUGUCUUUACUUGUGACUAGUCAAACCAUUGCUUUUGUUA
Molecule: messenger RNA, 6038 nt
Organism: Erigeron canadensis
Lineage: Eukaryota; Viridiplantae; Streptophyta; Magnoliopsida; Asterales; Asteraceae
Exons: 10
Coding region: 121-5805 (1894 amino acids)
Source: RefSeq, a predicted model, not a curated record